GUAGAAGAAGUGCGUCGUAGAGUAGAUAAUAUUGUGCUGUUAAAAACGUUUUACAAUAUCACAGGUACUUAUCUUAUAUAAGAAUUAUUAAGAAAUCUGUGAUACUGCCCUCAACUCUCUACAUUUUUGAUUUAAUUCAUCAUUGUCUGUGGACAUCGUGGUCUCUUACAAUUGAGCGAAGGUCAAGGGCUCUUAUUUUGAGUACACAGAGCGGAGAGACGGGUUUGAAUCCAUCUGGUCUGUGUAACUUAUUCGUCCGUCAAUCCGUUGGGGCACGCAUUUGGCCUUACCAUGAAAUAUCUCCGCUCAUAUCAGAAUCAACAAGGCCAAUCGACGACAGAGUUCGCCAUGACCGCAAAUCUAGCCGAGAUCAUGACUCACACAUUCGUUCGGCCUAAUUCCCAGUUGGUUGGGUUAACUUCGAUCACAGCACUAAAGAAGAAAUAUGUUGCACUUAGCGCCGUUUACGACGAGCAAGAUAACCGAACUCUGGGGACGCGGAUUCGAAUACCAACCGUGGUUUGAUUCCAGGUACGGACAGAGUAUUUAUCCACCUCGUCAGCAUGAAUCUGGGAUGCACCUAGCCUCUUGUCCAAUAGGACAGCGAGCUCUUUCCCCCGGGAAGACGAGACUGGUCGUGAAACUGCCCUCCACCGAUCCAAUUCAAAUAUGCAAGUGUCUCUGUAUACCUGGUAACAUUUUUCCGGUUGGGGAAGCCAACAUUCAAACUAACAACGUGCAGAAAGAUUACCCGACGAUGACACAGAAUAAUUACCACAGCAAGAACUGUAAGUUACAUCCAGUGUCUUCCAGUAGUCCUGCGGGAAACGAGUUCGCAGCAGUAACUGCGAAGAAGAAUGCUGCGAUUUCAUGCCACUUUCUAAGAGAAUCAAUAAUUUACAUAUCAAUAAUGGAAAUUGCUGCAGCAGUCUUGGUUAUCAACAUCUUAAACAUUCAGUCACAAAACAGGAUGACAUUUUUGAACCAAGCUCUGAUAACUGGGGAUGCAUGGAUGCAGCAGGAGAAUGCCUAGAAUUACUCUGCCAUCAGAGUUACAGGAAUGGAAAUGGCUGUCAUGUUGCAGUACAGUCUACUUGCAGUGAUAACAGUGAAAUUUCUCACCGACCUCAGCAGUCUGCAGAAGCUAGUGGCAGCAGCCCAGGUUUGCACCCCAGUGGUUGGGUGACAAACCAUAUCUUAUCUCAAUAUAAUCCAGCCCUCAGUGCAUCAGACAACCCAUAUUACUAUGAAAGUAACAAGUUAUUGUUUGCUUUGUACAUGGAGCGGUUACAUCGUAAUGGUGACACUCUCUAUUGAUCAUGUUUGUUCCACUUGUUCAAGUGGCUCUCUUAUUAAUUAGUGGUUUUAGAUAUCAUUGCAUAAAUCAGCAGAUGUGUGCUAUGUAGUAAUUUUAAGGGAAAUUAAUGGAUUUAUUCAUAUUUGUUGCUAAAUAAAGAUUUGCUUGUACAACAGUAGAAAACUUGGUUAUUAUGCAUUCUUUGCAAGAUGUGAAUAACAUGAAUACACAUAUGGUUGAUGAUGUCUAUUCAUCUGUUUGUCCAUAUACUUAAACUCAUGAACCACUGGAUGGAUUAUGAUUAAAUUUUAUGUGAACGUUGUGUCAACAUUGGCCAUAUCCACCUCUUACUUUCUAUUUUCCAAAAGUCAGCAAUGACAGGGCAGACACUUGAACUUGUGAGGUGUGAGUAACACUAAUCCCACCUAAUAUAUGGGUCCUGAAAUUAUGGAUUGUAACAUCUUAAAAUAUAUGCAACUGAUUUAUAAUAUGGUAAAAACAUGAAAUCUGAAUAUUGCGUUUGGUUUGAUAAAAAAGUGACUAAUGAACUUUGUGGCUCUGUGAAAUUUGGACAGAAAUAAUACAGUAGACCAUAAACAUACCCACAAAUUCUGUAUGAGAUAUAUUAACAUCAUGGUAACUCUAUGAAUCUUUGACAUUAUAUCCAACACUUGUAACAUAGGCAAAGUCUGCACUAAAAUAAGUUCUCAAGAAGGAAACAAAUAAUAGUAAUAAGAAGAACAUUCUGUAACUCAUUUAGAACUGCAUGCAAUAAAAUAUUCUGACUUGAUUGGGAAUUGAUCUUAUGACUAUAUGCACAUGAAGCUAGUAUACUAGCCCAUUAAUUAAAUUGCAUUCUGCUAUUUGUAUUACCUCAAUAUGAUCUUCACAAAACAGAAUUUAUAAAGCUUCAAUUGAAAGUUAUUUGUUUAAUUAAGAUAAUAAAAUCUUUGUUUCAUUGUUAUUUUAUCUAAAAUUAAUAAUCUAAACAUGAAUUGAAUAGAAAAACUAUAAUUUAGCAAGUUUGUAAAUUUAAUCACAAACAGUUCCAGUCUCUUUUCUGUGUGUGUGUGUGCGCGCUCCAGAAUGCACUUUUCCAUUAUUGUUAUAUCAUGCCAAGCUGAAAUAUUUUAAUGCCCAUGCACAAAGGAUCUUAUUACCAAUUGAACUGAUUGCUUUAAUUAAAUACUUUGCUGUACAUUUUUUAAAUUACAUGGCAUUUCAUGAGAUGAUUAAUACAUGGGGUGAUAUUUAUUAUAUUCUAGAAAGCAUGUUUGUUAUUUAUUUUAAUGUUACAUGUGUAGCAAGAAUAAGAUUAAAAAUUGUAUUAAUGACACAAAUUAGUCAAUAAAAAUAUACAACUGAAGAUAACUGAAAUGUAUUCAUCCAAAUUACAUUACUAUAAACUGACUUUGAAUAA
This is a messenger RNA of Zootermopsis nevadensis, 2717 nucleotides long. NCBI's taxonomy places the organism in Eukaryota, Metazoa, Arthropoda, Insecta, Blattodea, Termopsidae. The record is from RefSeq and is a predicted model, not a curated record.